Trichomycterus rosablanca is the source of this 2547-nucleotide messenger RNA. It is a transcript of the gene pck1, whose product is annotated as phosphoenolpyruvate carboxykinase 1 (soluble). Gene Ontology annotation, cellular component: cytosol. The transcript is spliced from 9 exons. Bases 172 to 2058 code for a protein of 628 amino acids. Gene Ontology annotation, molecular function: phosphoenolpyruvate carboxykinase (GTP) activity; GTP binding; manganese ion binding. Gene Ontology annotation, biological process: cellular response to insulin stimulus; hepatocyte differentiation; propionate catabolic process. The record is from RefSeq and is a predicted model, not a curated record. Lineage: Eukaryota; Metazoa; Chordata; Actinopteri; Siluriformes; Trichomycteridae.
CAUUAGUGGAUGAGAUUCUUUAAAAAGUUUAAUCUUAACCUCAAGAACCAACUAAUAUAGGUUUGUAAAUUCUUCUCUACAUUAAAAGCUUUAUUUCUUACUUUUUAUUUUAGAGACCAGUUGGGCUGUUUCAUUUUUCUCUGUGAAAACCAUAGCCCUCUUACUAUCAUCAUGCCUCCUGAGCUGCCAUCCCAGAACAAUUCAACACCUCGAGUCCUUCAAGGCAACUUGUGCACCCUAAGUCCAGCUGUUAGAGAAUUCAUUGAGAGCAGUAUGAGUCUGUGCCAGCCAGAUGCCCUCCAUAUUUGUGAUGGCUCAGAUGAGGAGAACAGUGUAAUUCUUUCCAAGCUGCAGGAGCAUGGAAUGAUAAAAAGGCUGACUAAAUAUGAAAACUGUUGGCUGGCACGCACUGACCCCUGUGAUGUAGCUCGUGUGGAAAGCAGGACUGUGAUUGUGACUCAGGAACAACGUGACACAGUUCCCCUACCCCGUGGAGGUGGCAUCAGCCAACUGGGGCAAUGGAUGUCCAAAGAAGAGUGGGACAAAGCCAUGAGUGAAAGAUUUCCAGGGUGCAUGAAAGGUCGUACAAUGUAUGUAAUCCCCUUUAGGAUGGGCCCAAUGGGCUCUCCUCUCUCUAAAUUUGGAGUUGAACUAACAGAUUCACCUUAUGUGGUAGUCAGUAUGAGGGUGAUGACCCGAAUGGGAAAAGCUGUACUGAAUUCACUUGGAAAUAGGGAUUUUGUCCGAUGUCUGCACUCUGUUGGCUGCCCACUACCUCUUAACAAACCUCUAGUAAACAACUGGCCUUGUAAUCCUGAACUUACCCUUAUUGCUCAUAUUCCUGACCAAAGAAAGAUUGUAUCCUUUGGCAGUGGUUAUGGUGGAAACUCACUACUUGGAAAGAAGUGUUUUGCACUUCGCAUCGCCUCCUGCAUUGCUAAAGAAGAAGGUUGGCUAGCUGAACAUAUGCUAAUCCUGGGUAUCACUAACCCUACCGGUCAAAAAAAAUACUUUGCAGCUGCAUUCCCAAGUGCUUGUGGCAAGACCAACUUGGCCAUGCUUAGUCCCACCCUGCCUGGUUGGAAGGUUGAAUGUGUGGGAGAUGACAUUGCAUGGAUGAAGUUUGACAAAGAAGGUAAUCUUAGAGCCAUUAACCCAGAGAAUGGCUUCUUUGGUGUUGCUCCAGGAACAUCAGCAAAAAGUAACCCUAAUGCUAUAGAAACUAUUCGCAGAAAUACAAUUUUUACUAAUGUUGCGGAGACCAGUGAUGGAGGAGUUCACUGGGAGGGCUUAGACCAGAACCUGGCAGAAGGAGUGACAAUCACCUCAUGGAAAAACAAACCAUGGAAACCAGAAGACAGUAAUAACCUCUGUGAACCCAGUGCCCAUCCAAAUUCCCGAUUUUGUGCUCCAGCUUCUCAAUGCCCUAUUAUUGACCCACAGUGGGAAUCUCCUGAGGGUGUGCCCAUAGAGGCCAUCAUUUUUGGGGGUCGCAGGCCUGAGGGUGUGCCACUGGUUUAUGAGUCCUUUAGCUGGGCACAUGGUGUCUUUGUAGGUGCAACUAUGAGAUCAGAGUCAACAGCUGCUGCUGAACACAAGGAUAAGGUGAUUAUGCAUGACCCAUUUGCCAUGCGUCCUUUCUUUGGCUACAAUUUUGGUGAUUAUAUUGCCCACUGGUUAAGCAUGGAACAACGCUUCAAUGCUAAACUUCCAAAGAUCUUUCACGUUAACUGGUUUCGCAAGAGUCCUUCUGGGACAUUCCUCUGGCCUGGAUAUGGAGAAAACAUUCGCAUACUAGAGUGGAUAUUUCGCAGAUUAGAUGGAAAGACUGGUGCAAUACCCUCUGUGGUGGGCUACCUUCCUGCUAUUGGCUCUCUAAACUUAAGUGAUCUAAAAGAGAGUGUGAAUCUAGACAAGCUCUUUGAACUCUCUAAAGAUUUCUGGGAAAAGGAAAUUCUGAAUAUUAGGCGUUACUUUGAACAUGAAAUCAACAAUGAUUUGCCAGUAGAGAUGGAUAAACAGUUAGAAAUGCUGGCACAAAGAGUUAAACAACUAUAAGAGAGUGAGAUGGAAGAGAAAGAUGCUGCUUAAUAUUUUGACAUUUAGGAAUUUUAAUAUUUAGUAACUUAUUAAAGAGACAUAGUUUAAAAUCAUCAUUGUUACAAUUUCAUCUUUUGUAUUUGUAAUUAAUGUAAAAUUGCUAAUUCAUUAUUAUAACUGAAUCUUUACAACUCAUAUUAUAUAAAUGUUUUUUUUAAUGUAAUGCUUAGGGGUUUUUUUUCAACUUGAGACACAUAUACAUUGUUUAACAGACACUAAUAUAGUCUUGUUUAUUGUCAUCAUUAUAUCCUCACCUUUUUAUAAUUGUCAUUAAUAUUUGCAGUAAAUUAUUUUAAUUUACAAUGUAAAGUACUUUCUGUAUUUUUUUUUAUAGCAGACAUACUAGUAUGUUUAUCAAUUAAGUUUAUUAGGUAAAAUGUUUUUUUUUUUGCUUGAAUAAAUUGUAAUUGAUACUACUACUAAUAAUAAAACAUGUAUUAAAACAAA